ACAUAUACUACUACUCUUUCUCUCUUCUAUUCUUCUACAUUUCUCUCACAUUUAUUUAUAUAUAUACAUCGAUCUUUUAUUUAUAUAUAUACAUCGAUCUAUUUGAAAAGAAAAAAAUGAGUAGUUUAUUAUCUAAGAAAGCAGCAUGCAAUGCUCAUGGUCAAGAUUCUUCCUACUUCUUAGGAUGGGAAGAAUACGAGAGAAAUUCUUAUGAUAGAAUUACCAACCCGGAAGGGAUUAUCCAAAUGGGUCUUGCAGAAAACCAGCUUUGUUACCACCUUCUAGAGUCAUGGCUUGCUAAUAAUCCACAUGCACUUGGGUUUAAAAGUCAAGGUCAAUACAUUUUCAGAAAACUUGCUCUGUUCCAAGAUUAUCAUGGACUCCCCGAAUUCAAGAAGGCAAUGGUUGAAUUCAUGUCCGAAAUAAGUGGAAACAAAGUGAGAUUUGAGCCGCAAAGUCUAGUGCUCAUCGCAGGUGCAACCUCAGCCAACGAGGCCCUCAUAUUUUGCCUAGCUGAUCCCAACGAUGCCUUCCUUCUCCCAACUCCAUACUACCCUGGAUUUGAUAGGGAUCUUAAGUGGCGAACUGAAGUGGUAAUAGUGCCUAUUCAUUGCAAAAGCUCAAAUGGCUUUCAAAUCACGGAAGAGGGAUUGGAACAAGCCUAUGAAGAUGCCACAAACCGUAAUCUAAGAGUUAAAGGUGUUUUGAUUACCAACCCAUCUAAUCCAUGUGGCACCACAAUGACAGUGGAUGAGUUGAAUCUCCUCCUUAACUUCAUUGAACUUAAGAAAAUCCAUCUCAUCAGUGAUGAAAUCUAUUCAGGAACAGUUUUCAACAAACCAGACUUUAAAAGUGUCAUAGAAGUUCUCAACGAGAGAAACAAUAACAACAAUAAUAGUACUAAUCAAAUCAUGAUUCGGGAACAAGUUCAUGUCGUUUAUAGCCUUUCCAAAGAUCUAGGACUCCCUGGAUUUCGUGUUGGAGCAAUAUAUUCAAAUCACAAGAUGGUUUUAGAUGCAGCCACAAAAAUGUCGAGUUUCGGUUUGGUAUCUUCUCAAACUCAAUUCUUACUCUCGGUUAUGUUAUCAGACAAAUAUUUUACGAAAACAUACAUAAAAGAAAACCAAAAGAGACUUAAGAGAAGGCAUAAAAUGCUUGUUGGGGGUCUUAAGAAAGCAGGAAUAAGUUGUCUUAAGAGUAAUGCUGGAUUAUUUUGUUGGGUUGAUAUGAGACACCUUCUUAAGUCGAAUACUUUCAAUGCUGAAAUUGAGCUAUGGAAAAAGAUCAUUUACGAUGUGAAACUCAAUAUAUCACCUGGUUCAUCGUGUCAUUGUAACGAACCAGGUUGGUUUAGAGUUUGUUUUGCAAACAUGUCCGGGAGAACAUUGAAGCUCGCAAUAAAAAGGUUGAAAGACUUUGUUGCUGAUCAUGAUGAGUUUAAUUACCACACUAAAUAUCACCAACCUACUACGUAAUAGGCUUUUCCACCUAUCAUUUCACAUCCACCAAUGCUAUCAGCUCCCCAUAUUGUAUUAGUUUAUGACAUCUGUAAGAGAGAGAGGCUGAGAAGUCGAGGUUAAGUUGCUGUCUCUGAUAUUUUCUAGGGUUUGUAAUAUUAUAUCCUUAAUUCAUAAUCAUAAUGCGUUAUUAAUUAGUAGUACUGUGUACUGAAAUUUGAAUAAAUAUUCUGUAAUGCAUAUACGUCCAAAACUUAUAUUAUAUUUAUAUAUUUGUGCAGUACUAUAUUCUCGUACUAUCUCAUCAGUUAUUAAUAUUAUAGGAAUUAAUAUAAAGCUAUUUAAUUCUAGUACAAACUCGUGAAUUCUUUCAUAUAAUCAUCAUCAUCAUCCUCUUGCAUUACUACUACCAAAAUUAUUUGAUAGUGUAUGUAAUUAUUAUGAG
Messenger RNA from Cannabis sativa, 1902 nucleotides. Its product is annotated as 1-aminocyclopropane-1-carboxylate synthase 3-like. Gene Ontology annotation, molecular function: pyridoxal phosphate binding; transaminase activity. The record is from RefSeq and is a predicted model, not a curated record. Gene Ontology annotation, biological process: amino acid metabolic process; biosynthetic process. Bases 117 to 1475 code for a protein of 452 amino acids. NCBI's taxonomy places the organism in Eukaryota, Viridiplantae, Streptophyta, Magnoliopsida, Rosales, Cannabaceae. The transcript is spliced from 5 exons.